This is a messenger RNA of Homalodisca vitripennis (glassy-winged sharpshooter), 606 nucleotides long. RefSeq lists its product as uncharacterized. The record is from RefSeq and is a predicted model, not a curated record. NCBI's taxonomy places the organism in Eukaryota, Metazoa, Arthropoda, Insecta, Hemiptera, Cicadellidae. The coding region runs from base 93 to 449 and encodes 118 amino acids. The transcript has 2 exons.
GCGACUGUUCACUAACUGAUAACGUCUGUUGAUAGAGGCUGCUGGACAGUCUUCACCUGCAGUCCGAGGAAGUCAGUCGUCUGUGCUCUACCAUGGAUCGGGAACGCCUUGGGUUUCUUACUAUAGUCGAGCAUUGCCUGGUCUGGACAACCUUUACCGUGAUGAACGCUGCCCUCGCCGCCUCGACGGAUACCGUAAAGUACUACUACACGAUGAUGGACGAAGCAAUGAAAAAGUUCAAACCUGACUUAGAGACUUGCUUGGUACUGGGAUUCCUCGCACUGUUUAUCGUCGCCUCUUUCUUCGCCUUCUACUUAAUCUUCAAGGCCAGAAACUUGUCUUUGAAGGAACGACCCCAGCGGCGUCGUCGUGGCAGAAGGAACAACCGCGACCGCCAACGACAACAACGACAACGACAACACAACCCGCGCUAUGUAAACCACGGUUAGGAUGUUACUACAUAUCAGGAGGACUAUUGAGUUAUUUAUUAUAAAACGUUAUAACUUCCUAAAUGAUUUAUACUGAGGUUAUUCUAUAAAACAUUUUAUAUAUGACGUUUUGAUGUUAUAGUCAUUAGUUUUUGUAUAAUAAAUACAUUUGCCUAUA